UUUGAAACCGUUUCUCUUGAGAUCUCUCUUUGUAUACAUAGAACUUUUUAUGGGUUUUACGAGGAACUCAUUCAGUGUCUUCUCUCAAAUGCGGUAGAAAGGUCUCAAAAGAGUAAUGUUUGAUAUAGAUGAACCAAUUUCAGAUUACCAGAAAGCGAUUCGAGAGAGAGCUUCCCAAAGCUUGGGUCCACUGAGAUAUGCACUUAAUUCACCUGUCAAGUCUCCUGCUUCCAAGAGGUUUAUAUUCAAAGGAGAUGCCUACAGCUCGGCAGUGGCAAGAUUGAAGACAUUACUCCAGCGAUAUGAUGAGGCUAAAAUUUUGGAACCGAGACCUCUAGGCUCUUUUUCGAAGCCAGGUGGAGCACCUAAUGGCCAACCCUUAUCCCCAGAUAGAAGCUACUUGCCCAGUACAGAUGAAGUUACUCACCUUUUAGACAACCAGGUUGCUAUUUUCCAACAUCUUGAGGGUCAAGUCGAGUUUUACAAGGAUGCUUUAGAGUCAUUGAAGCAACGAGCAGAACUUGUGAUUACAGAAAAUGAGACUCUUUUUGAUCAGCUCAAGACACAAGCCAUUACGCAAGUGCUAUCAGCGGAAAAGCAAACUGAUUUUGAAGACCAGUCGCCAUCAAAUACCAGAGAGGACACUCUAGGGGUUCAAGCACGAAGGGUUAGCUGUGACGAUAGUGAUGAUGAUGAUGAUGACGACAGACACAUUGAGGACAGUGAUGUCAAAGGAUCUAAACUGCAGUUACACGGCGAGGCAAGCACAGAGAGACAUCCGAGAAACACAGGCAAGGAAAUGCAGAGAGCGAAGGAACAUGAUCCAGAUGAUGAAGAAAGAAGUGCAAGGGACACAGAUAGGAAGGCACAAAUGGCAGUUAUGGAUCAUGAUCCUAGAAAGGCAUUGAUGCCAAGAGUGCAGCAGAGGUCUACUAUGGAGACUUCAUUUGGAAUGGACGCCGUUGAUUCACAGCUCUUUAUGUCCGCCAAUGAAAGGAAAUUUGUUAACCAACUUGAAGAAGAAGUGAAAAAAAUACGUAAACUGCACGACGCAAAGACAAGACAUCUUGAAUCACUUCUCUACUCAACAAGAGAUGAACUUGAAGACUACCAAAGACAAGUGUCAGAGCUGCAGGCAAAAUUAAGAGCUCAAAAAGUGCUAGAAGAACAGCGAAGCCAGCCAGCCCUGUGCGUCAAGUGUGGACACCAAACUGCUGUGCUGUUCAAUUCACACAGUGAAGCUGCCAUAGAUACCAUUAAUCAACUGACAAAGGAGAGAGAUGACCUGAUGAAUACGCUGACUGGUCAGAAGGCGGUACUAGCUGAAGUCCGUCAACGAGAGUUUGAAGCUUAUAACCAAGUGAAGAAGAGUUGUCACAUGGUGGAGCAGGCUCAGUUGGAAAAAGCAGAGGCAAUAAUCCAUGUACGGCAACUGAAAGAAGAUUUACAAAAGGAGCGAGAACGACAUGAUAACUACAUGAAAUCAUCCAGCGAGAAAAUGGAGAAGGAGCGAGAGAAGGUGCGCGAGGCAUGCCGAGAGGAGGUCAGCGGCCUUGUUAAGCAGUUAGAAUCAUCAAGUGAGGCUCGUUCGGCAUUAGAAAACCAGCUGGAACGACUGACACGAGAUAAGGUCGACCUCAUGGCUGAGCUGGAACAGGCAAAAAGUCAAAUAAUGGCGCAUGCGUCUUUAAUAACGCAGGCUGGUGACAACGUGCAGAAAGAACUGGAACAAACGCAGACGAAGCUGUCGAUGACCUCACAGGAAUUAAGCUCACUUAAAACAACAGCUCAGCAAGCUCAGAGAGAAAGAGAACAGGAGAAAACGCGCUUAACAAGCGAAAUGGAAGGCCUUCGACGGCGCCUUCAAGAAGCUGAACACUGCUGGAUGGAAUGUAAAGAGGACUGCAUCAGACUUACUGAGAGAUUAAAUAAUGCAGAACGGGAGGUUAAAAGCGCUUUAGCUGCGAAGGAAAAGCUGGACAAAACAAGAGGUGAAGACAUGGAACGUGUCAGUAAACAAAACAAGCAAAGGGAAGAAAAACUUGCCAAGUUAUUACAAGAAACGGAGACGAGGCACACCCAGCUCAGAACUGAACUGCAACAGAUGCUGGAAGCAGAAAUUCAAGUGUGCAACCGGAUGAAGGACGAAUGCAAAAAACUAACUCAACAGCUGCAAGAUUCUGCUGAAAAAUCAAGAGACGCCAACCACGAAUGCAACAAAAUGAAGAAAAAAUUAGAGGAAUCCAUGGCGCAAAGACGGGCCCUUGAGGCAGAGAGCGCGAAAAAGGACAAACACUUACACGAAAUAUCAUCAAGACUCAAACAUAGCGACGAGAACGCCCGUAAGCAAGUCGACCAGAUGUGCCAGUUGUUGGCCUCAAGAAACAACUUGAUGAAAGAAAGGAAAAUUCUUUGUCAAGAGGUCGAAUUCUUGAGAAAACAGUGGAUGUCAAAGACGCCUUCCGAACCCGUGACACCUGCCAUUGAAACUGCAAGUAACGUCAGUGCCGAAAAUGAUGACAACGGUCACGCAAACGACGAAAAAGAGCGUGAUGCGUGACACCCACUGACUCUGACACUGACGUGUUGUGACUCUUAUGGGGAUUAACCACGCGUCAAAAAAAUUACCACACUGUAAAUUGAACGACAUAUCUUAUUUUACUUUUUAUCGACCAUCACAAGUGGUCGAUUGUUUCUAACAUAGUAGAGUAUUUUUAUCACUAUUAUCUCUUUUAUAUUCUGAUCUUAUUUGUUUUUUCCUUGACAACUGUACAAAAGAGAUACUAUAUUUGUAUAUGUAUAUUUUUAAUGUUAUUUUCUCUUAAAAAGAGAGGUAAUUACAACAGUAAAAAGCUAUAAAAUGGUGAGAAUUGUUUUACAGUAAUUCACUUUGCUUACAAAGUGUUCCACGGCAUGAUACCAGCAAACACUUUGACAUCAGUUUGUCGCUCAUAUAACGGACUUGUCAUGUGCUUAUAACUACAUACAGAACAUGCGGCAUGGCUAAGUUGAAUUAUAACUGAAAACAAUUAUGGCGACUUCAUCUCGAAUAUCAUCUAUUUAAUACAGUUUUUUUCAACAAAAACAAACAAACAAACAAACAAAAAAUGCGUAACGUCCUUCACCAUCUUAGA
This is a messenger RNA of Orbicella faveolata, 3134 nucleotides long. Its product is annotated as serologically defined colon cancer antigen 8 homolog. NCBI's taxonomy places the organism in Eukaryota, Metazoa, Cnidaria, Anthozoa, Scleractinia, Merulinidae. The record is from RefSeq and is a predicted model, not a curated record. Gene Ontology annotation, biological process: tube formation; centrosome cycle; neuron migration. Gene Ontology annotation, cellular component: centriole; centrosome.